AUGUGGGCAGGAACUCAGUUAGACCUGGGAGCCAAAGCCAUCAAGGUAUGUGGGUGGAGGGGGGGCGGUGUGCUUCUAAGUGCAGAGGAUGUCCCAGGCUCUUACCAUGAGGCACUUCUUCAUUCCCUCAGAGGUAGGGGGUGUCUCUCCAUGAAAAGUCACAUGAUGUUCCUGAGGGGAGCCCCUCGGCCCACCUCCUGCUUCACCAGCCCAGAUUUGUCACAGGGGGCCUUUUGUGAAGUCACAAAGCUGGCUGCCUCCUGCCAGGACCAGAGACCAGGACAGCCAAGGACUACUGGGCAUGACUUGGGGGGAUGGAAGUCUUCAUUCAGAAGUGGCCUUUGGACUCUUGACAGGGGUCUGGAGGGCCUCAGGUUGUAG
Molecule: messenger RNA, 381 nt
Organism: Rangifer tarandus platyrhynchus (Svalbard reindeer)
Lineage: Eukaryota; Metazoa; Chordata; Mammalia; Artiodactyla; Cervidae
Source: the annotation of a GenBank genome assembly